Molecule: messenger RNA, 1948 nt
Organism: Xylaria bambusicola
Lineage: Eukaryota; Fungi; Ascomycota; Sordariomycetes; Xylariales; Xylariaceae
Product: domain found in IF2B/IF5-domain-containing protein
Exons: 8
Coding region: 288-1247 (319 amino acids)
Biological process (GO): formation of cytoplasmic translation initiation complex; translational initiation; formation of translation preinitiation complex
Cellular component (GO): eukaryotic translation initiation factor 2 complex
Molecular function (GO): mRNA binding; translation initiation factor binding; translation initiation factor activity
Source: RefSeq, a predicted model, not a curated record
UGUACUACUUACUUGGCUUCGCAUGCUUAGAGUUUCUCGAAACAUUAUUAUAUACUCUAUCGCACCCUUCGUCAUCGCUGUUAUCCAGCCCAGCCCAGCCCAUCCUGACUCCUCUCCUCCAACUUCCUACCUAUUCAAAGAGAAACAUCACAACAACAACAAGUUGCAGCCGAUUCCUCGAAAUCUCGUCCACCUAAGGGUUAGUCGUCUGUCUCAUAUCCAGCGCAACAAGCUCGUCGCACGCAGCCAGUCGCAUACACGCCGCCUGAACGAGGUGUUCAAGCAACAUGGAUCCCCCAGACACCGCAAGUGAAGAGCGGCCUAAUUUACCCGACCGCAAAUCGCGCAAAUCCGUCGUCUUCAGUUCCGAAGCUAUUGUAGUUCAGCCCGACGGACAGCUCACCAUGUCGUCCACCGAGGAGAACAAGGAGGCCACCGCCAUCUCUCAUUCCACCCCUGCUGAAGAAGAGGAGCCUACAACACCACCUGAGGAUGGUGGCGCCCUAGAUCUUGGAAAGAAGAAGAAGAAGAAGCCCAAGAAGGACGCUGCCGAGGAUGGCGAGGCGCCCGCCGACGACGCCGCUGCCGCCGAUGGUGGUAUUGACCCAACGCUCAAGAAAAAGAAGAAGAAGAAGCCCAAGACGAAUGAUGAUGAAUUCGCCGCCAAACUGGCUGCCUUGAACCUCGAUAAAGAGGGUGAAGACAACGGAGAUGAGCAAGCUGGCGAUCCGGAGAAGGGCACUGGUAUCUGGCAACAUGACCAGACAACCCCCAUCCCCUAUAGCAUGCUCCUGGAUCGUUUCUACAGUCAACUUGCCGAGAAGAACCCCGACCACGCUUCUACAGGCUCUCGAAGCUACAAGAUCCCACCUCCUCAGUGCCUUCGUGAAGGCAACAAAAAGACGAUUUUUGCCAACAUUGAAGAAAUCACGAAGCGAAUGAAGCGAAGCUCGGAACAUGUUACCGCCUAUCUGUUCACGGAAUUAGGUACAACUGGCUCAGUGGACGGAUCAAAACGUUUGGUUAUCAAGGGCCGCUUCCAACAGAAACAACUUGAGAGUAUGUUAAGGAAAUACAUCAUCGAGUACGUCACAUGUCGUACUUGCAAGAGUCCCGACACAACCCUCGAGAAGGGAGAGAACCGUCUAUAUUUCAUGACUUGCAAUAGUUGCGGUUCGCGUCGUUCUGUUACCGCUAUCAAGAGUGGUUUCACAGCCCAGGUUGGCAAGAGGAAAAAGAUGCAGUAAAUGUUUUAAUGGACUGCUCGGAAUUCUGUCUUUCAUUUUUCGGGCGCAUGGUAUCUGUUUCUGAACGUAUUGGACGCAUUUGGGCCCAGGAAGGAUUAUAUGGAAUGAGAUUCAUGAUAUAACACAAUGUUGAUGAUGUGACACUGUGUUCACGUUCAUGGCCUGGUGGCCUGGAAUAUGCGGUUAUACUAGUCAUCCUUGCCACGAGACUAUCCGUGAUUGAUUACCUAUGAUAGAAUCCCAUUCUUGAGAGUAUCACAUACUGCUAUCAGUUUAGUCAUCGUGGAAAUUCACAUCUUCAACUCCCAAGACAUCUACAAAGUUACAACGGCUCCUCGUAGAUGUUGUCUGCAUUUCUAUGGCUUAGGUUGACUCAAAUAGAGCAAUAGUAGCAAAACUGUACUCAAGCCCGACACGGCGUGCCCAAGGGUGUAUACUAGUGGAACUAACCGAUAAUGUAGCAAGAAAACUAUCUGAGUAACUUACCACAGGCCACAUAUGUCUCUUCAAGGAUCAGGGGCCCAUAUGCUGUCUCUCCUCAAUAGUUAACACUAUAGUUUGAAAAGUAGAACCAACUAUAGCGCACAAUCUGCGGUCGGGCCUUGUUUUUACUGGCUUGGCUACUGCGCUGUGUCGCUGUUGCGUGUAUUUCACGGGGCGAUAAUGGAUUGUUUUGCGUCAAAAAUUCUCAUAUACGUAGU